GAGCUGUGGGGCAAGGAAUGGAGCAGAUGGACACAAGAGGACCUGCCCUCUAAUAUCAAUGGUUUCAACUGUGUCUCUUUUAUAAGAAUUUUUGUUUUGACAUCAUUUCAGACUUACAGAAAGGUUGCCAGAACAGUACAAAGAAUUUCCAGACAUGCUUCAUUCAGACUCCCUGUUUGUUACCGUUUUACAUGUUCUUCCCACUGUAUUUCAAGGGGAAUCAGAGACGAGGCAAGUUAAUGUCGAGGUGCUUUAUUCUCCAAAUUCUCCUAAAGAUGUUCCCCUGGAUGAUAGCCUCCGGACUCCCAAGCAGUGACCUUCCUCUUGCGGAAGCUACAGACUCCUUCCCCUUCUUACCCACCCCCCCCUUUUGCCAAGAUCACAGAACAGGAAGCAAUGCUUGUCCAGGGAUGCUGCCCACACAGAGAAACUGUAAAGGAGAAAGGGUGUCACCAGAACAGAAGGGUCAUCUUCCUGAAAGAAGGAGCCUCUGCCUACCACACCGUCUGCCAGCCAGCCAGCCCUCCGGGGGAGAGCAGCACCUUCCCCUUCUCCACCAUGAACUGGUGCAUGAUCAUCUCGGUGCUGAUCGUGGUGGUCCUAAAAGUUGUCGGAAUGACCUUAUUCCUGCUGCAUUUCCCACAGAUUUUUGGCAAAAGUAAUUUCAGCUUCAUCCCCACAGAGAGCUACGGAACAGUCUGCCCCGCUGGGUGGGAUCUGCAUCAAGGGAAAUGCUUCCUCUUGUCCAUCUUUGAAUCACCUUGGAACAAAAGCAGGAGCUUUUGUAAAGAAGAAGGAUCUACCCUGGCAAUAGUCAACACCCCAGAGAAGCUGAAGUUUCUCCAGGACAUAGCUGGUGCUGAGAUGUACUUCAUUGGCUUAACAUACCAGCCUGCAGAGAAAAGAUGGCGAUGGAUCAACAACUACGAGUUCAACGGCAAUGUCACCAACUACCGCCAGAAUUUCAACUGUGCGACCAUAGGCCUAACAAAGACAUUCGAUGCAGCGUUCUGCGACAUCAACCACCGCUGGAUCUGCGAGAAGAAUGCCAAAUGACCACAGUCCCCGUGGUGUCUGACGAGAUCACCAAAUACAUUCAGGGAGGCAGCAGAAAGAAUAUUUACAACUAGUCCAGGAAAUGCAGAGCAUCAGACCACUGCGCCAGUCACCCACAGGCUACUGCCCAGCUCCCUCGUAGACCCCAGAGCUCAGGCAUCCCUCCACAAACACACUCACAUGAUACACCUGGGCUAAAUCCCUGUUCUGUCCAGCAGUUCCCAAGACCCCUUCCUGUGAGAGUUUUACCUGUGGCCCACUUUAGAUCCACAAGGCUGUCUGGUCAAUGACCUCUUUGCCAUCUGUCAAUGGUAGAGGUCCCUGUCUAUUUGGGGGCAUGAGCUUCUAGGCUCUGCUUUGGGGCUAGGUGAUAGCCUUCUCAGGAAAAGAGUCAGUUUUAUGGAGACAACUCAUGUGCUAUGGAAACUAAUCUGUUUCUAGAGAACUUGGCAUUGCUGACUGACCAGCAGGCAGAGUUUAGCCUGUGGCCAGGGUUUGCUUUAUCAUCGCUGUGACCACACCAUGAGGGAGAAACUGCAGACAGCUCAGGUGUGAAGGUUAUUUAGAGAGCCUCAUUGGUGGAAGAGGAUAAACUCAGCUUCUGUGACCCCACCCCUGUUCCCAAGAGACCCCUGUCCACGUGAGUCCCUGGGUGGGACAGCAGAGGCCUCCUCAGUCUGAAGCAAGGCCAGGCCUAGUGAAGGGCACCUGGAGCAGAGCCUGGCGCAGGGAAAGCAUUGCUCAUGGGGAUGGAGAGGGGUCUGCUUAGAACAGGACUCUGCCCAGAGGUCCCUCGGAAGAUGAUCAGGCAGCCAAGUGCCCAGAAAAACUGGCUGUCUGCUCUUCAGCAAAGCCCUGAAGAGACACUUGAGCUGAAUAUAGCUCCUGUGCAACCAUAAUUUGAAUAAGCAGAUUCCCUUUGCUCUGCAGGUUUGAUGACCUGACCAUGUUGUGUUGAGUAUAUUUUAAGAAUUUGGGAGAGACACUUGGGCCCCACAGAUCACAACACAGUCCUCCCUUCAGUUCUAGAGAGACUCCUGCUGCCGGGGAUAGCCUAUUGAUCCGAAGGCCCAAGCCUUGAACCGGUUGGCAUCCCACUGACCCAGACUGGUCCAGCUGACCCAAGAGGAAGUAUUGGGUGAAGCAAGGAGAGGCAGAAAGUGGAAGGGGGACACGAGAGACAAAUGGAAGCCAUGUGAGGGAGGGAACGGGGAAUUCAUUUGGUCAUCCUCAAAGAAAGGCAGAAGGCAGGUAAAAAGUUUUGAGGCCCUGACUCUUCUCCACACUCCUGACACAACCUUAGCCACCCACUCCUCCAUGCAUAGAAAGGAGACAUGGGCAGCCUUGUGCAUUUGGAGCAAUAAGAACUAAACCACCAUGGAAGGCUGUAUAAAAUCAACGGGAAUCAUAGUCACCUACAUAAGCUGCUUGCCAUUUGUGUCUAAUAAUGUACCCCAAUAACAACUGUGCAUAUCAUUACAUGUAUAUCACACUAAA
Molecule: messenger RNA, 2553 nt
Organism: Loxodonta africana (African savanna elephant)
Lineage: Eukaryota; Metazoa; Chordata; Mammalia; Proboscidea; Elephantidae
Gene: CLEC5A
Product: C-type lectin domain containing 5A
Exons: 6
Coding region: 397-1056 (219 amino acids)
Biological process (GO): innate immune response
Molecular function (GO): virus receptor activity
Source: RefSeq, a predicted model, not a curated record